AUGGAUGGCUCUAUUGAUUUUAAUCGCACCUGGAAUGACUACAAACAUGGCUUCGGUAACUUGGUCGGUGAAUUUUGGCUCGGACUGGACAAGAUAAACCGUCUGACACAAAACAAGACAAAGAACAUGCUUCGAAUAGAUCUAAUGGUAACUACUCGCCAAACUGUUCACGCUGAGUAUGAAUGGUUUGGGAUUGGGAACGGGACGACUGACUACCGGCUGUACAUUGGCAAUAUGACAAGUAAGUAAACCGUCUUUUUAAACAUUCAUCGUUGGAUUUUUAUAUGUUACUUUCCUUUCGACGUCUAGUGCCCUAUUCACACCAAAGCUUAAGAGUUGUUUUGCUAAAAACGAUUUAAAAUUGGUUUCUUUAGAGAAGCUGCCUAAACUAAUGUUUUUCCACUUCAAAUUUAGCCAAUUGACAAUACAAGUUAGUGAAAACUUGAAUCCAAUGGAAAACUCAGUUAUUCAGUUCUCUGUUAUUGAUUGUUAAUUCAAUCCCCUCCCCCAACUCCACGUAACCUGCAGAUAAUGGUUUCAGUCUAGCGUUUGAGUGUUUUUUGCUGUUAAUUCUGCCUAUACCUAGUUAAAGUCCGCGCUACUCCGAACACAGUUUGCUUUCGAAGCUCCUUGAGAUAGAAAAGUCAUUGAACUCGGCUUUAGCAAAAUCAUAAAAUUUGAGUAUUAAUUUUUUUUCCCGAUAUUUUUGGAUUUCGUUUACUUCGUCGAUUAUCGGGUUUGGGGCGUCAAAAGUAUUAUCUUGAUCCUAAUAUUACGGAAUUUUCUUUUUUUCUUUUUAAACAGAUGCAACUGUUUCCUCUGAUUCCCUCAAUCUUCACAAAGAUCUCAAUUUUGGUAGCUGGGAUAGAGAUCCUGCUAAUUGUCCUCUAAAAAGGGGCGGAGGCUGGUGGUAUGGCAGAAGUAGUAAUUGUGCUGUUUCUUCGAAUCUCAACGGAAUUUAUCCGCAUUGUCGAAAGGAAACCUGGGCCGAUAUCUAUUGGAAAGAAUUAGAUCCAAACAAUCCCAAGGGCAACGCCCCCACAUCAACUGAAAUGAAAAUAAGACCAGUGGAUUUUUUGUAA
Pocillopora meandrina is the source of this 1082-nucleotide messenger RNA. The record is from the annotation of a GenBank genome assembly. Lineage: Eukaryota; Metazoa; Cnidaria; Anthozoa; Scleractinia; Pocilloporidae.